AUGACUUGUGCGGAGCCACCUCCGAGUCGACGGGGCUUGUCUCGAAGGUUGCAAGAUGAUGUGAGUUGGGUCGGACCCGCGAUGGUUGCUGCAAUUGAGAGGAAGGAUGGCAGCAUCAAACGUGUCUGGAUUCGCUACAGGAACAAACUCAAGGGCUUGCCGCUUGAAUUUGUCAGACUUGCAGUCGCUGAUGAGAUCGAAGCCCAGAACAUCGCAACCGAGGCCUUUGAGGACAUUGAGAAGGAGCUGACCGAAGGACGCCCCAAGGCGGUGAUUACGCCCGAACUUCCCCAGGUGAAGGACCAGAACUAUCCCAUCAUGGAGUUCUCGGACGAUGAGGAACCGCGAUAUGUGGAUGAUGGGGGGCGAGCGGCAUCAACCUUGGACGACGUGCCCAUGUCUCUGCACAAGAAGGAGGCCGAGGAUGAUCCGGCAUUUACGGCUAGUGCUAGCGCGGCAGCUCGAGCAUCGUCAUCGGCAAUGGAACCAAUGAGGACCACACCUUCACGGUCCGAUCGAAAGAAGAAGGCCGAUAGCAACCCCAAGGGCGCCAAAAUGCCUCGGACAGCUAUGGUGGUGGAAGGAGUGAGGCCCGUCCUGGAGUCGUAUGUGGUACUUCCCCUGCAGUCACCAUUGGAGACGGUGUGGCAUGACGAUGACGACAUGGCGCUGAUCAACUUGGCCGCCGAUGAGAUGGAAGCGCGACCUGACUUUCCAAGUCCAUGGCUUCCGGCGCCGGGCAAUGUGGAGUUGAUGCCUCCUCGACAUUUUGUGGGGUUUCAAGAGCCGUUUGAUGAUGUACCGGCUCAUGAGGUCAAGUAUACCCGAGGUACAUGGAAGCAACCAUGUCCGAACACUCCGGUGCCACACGUACAUGUACCUCGGCAUGUCGAUCGACUACCUCAAAUGCCACCGGCUAUGACCCAACCGAUGACUGAGGCUCAGAUGCGGGCUUUGGAACGAGCGAGAUCGGAGUGGCCAGACCAAGACCUGUGGAUUUAUGAUGUGGAGAUCGAACAACUCUGGCGGGUCCAUCAAUGUCCCCGCGAAAAGCUCUUUGUUCCACACGAACCGACUUGGCCGUCUUCGAUCCAGCUCUCGCACUUUGUGGGCCCGCGGGUCACUUGGCUCUACUUCGACGACGACCACGAGGUGGUGGUGGUGGACAACUUUCGCUGGCAGGGCUGCAAUCCUGAGCUGCGAACGGGAGAUGGGCGCAAAUGGCGCGGCUUCACCAGAUUCUGGGUCAGGCGUCCUCCGGAGAUUUCGGACUUGAACAUGUGGCUCAGCACGAGGGCAUUGGCCGAAGAACUUUGGCGUGCUGCCCAGCAGCUGAUGAGCCUCUACUUCCGGGACAAGGAGGAGUACAAGGCGGAUUGGAAUGAAGUCUUCAUGAUCCAGACGGAGGUGGCCGAGAUGGUGGGGAAGUUGCCUGUGAUGAAGAGGAUGAUCAAGCCCAAGAAGAUGACGCCGCACCAGUGCUACCUCGAGACACAAGCGGAUGUUCGAUUGGAGCUGAAAUGGAAUAGCUUGUCUCAUGCUUGGAAGAGAGCUUUUGAAGAGCCCAUCAAGGACGCGUUGGACGUGUACUUCAAGUACGAAGCGGUUGCUCCGGUCUCCAUGGAUGAAGAUGUCGACACCAGCAAUAUCCUCCCCUCCAGGUUCGUCUUGGUGAACAAGUCGGACCCGAGGAAUGUCAGCCCCUUGGAUGAACACUUGGAGGACGCAAGAUUGAAGGCGAGAUGGGUGGUGUCAGGACAUCGAGAUAAAGAGGCUGGUAUGUGGGAGACGGAAGCUCCCACCGCAUCCUUGGUGGCACACAACCUCCUUUGUUUCUUUGCUGCUCAAUUUGGAUGGACCAUAUUUUUUGGUGACAUCACGGCGGCUUUCUUGCAGGGAGAAAACCUCCAUCCAGAUCGUAAAGUGCUGGUCUCCUUGCCACGAGGGUAUCCGGAUUUCGUGCAGGAAUUUUUGACUUCGAAAUUGCCGCCUGGUUCACGCCCAGAUCUGGUCCGUUUUACUAAAGGGAGCUUUGGGUUAGCUGAAUCACCACGCCUUUGGCUCCAAAAGUUGCAGAAGACCUUGAUCAGGUUGGGGGCCAAAGAAUGGUUGCUGAUUCCCGGUGUCUUUUCAGUCUUCGUUCAAGGGGAGAUUGUGGCGAUGAUUGCUUGCCAUGUGGACGACAUCAGGAUGGUGGGCCAUCCUGAGAAGGCCAAACCUGUCUGGGAAGCCAUCAAAGCCGAGUUCACCUUCGGGGAAUGGAGACAUGUGGUGGGCCAUUGGGCCAAGUUCUGUGGGCGAUAUGAGAGGCAACUCCCUGACGGGACGAUAGAGGUGCAGAUGGACGAGUACUGUGAGAAGCUUCAAUUUCCUCCGAAGAGAUCUUGGGGCAACAUGGUUGAGAAGGAUGGCACUGAGCUCACGCUGAAUGAGAAGAAAUGGGUUCGGCACGUCUGGGGACAGCUUUCUUGGCUUGCGAGACAAUGCCGAGGAGAUCUGCUGUUUGGGGUCUCGAGGGUUCAACAACUUGCUGGAGUAGGAGACCCCGCUGCCUUGGACGAGCUCUAUGUUUUGAUGGAGAGGGCCAAGGACUUGAAGACCAUGUCAAGCUUGGCCGCGGAGAUCAGCCAAGCGGCCGAAGCUCUGGAUCAAGCCGACUUUCUCCGCGCGGUCAUGGCGGAAGCGCUGUACGUCGGCUUCGACUUGGACCAGUGGUUGCUGCAUGUUGCCCACUGGCGUUUGGUCACGGUGCUUGACAGCCGCACGGGGUACGACCUCGUGAACGGGUCAGGACAUGGUGAGGAUCGUCAUCUAGCAAUAGACAUAGCGGCGAUGAAACAAAUUCUGAUCGAGGAUGGCGGAAACCGCCUGGUGAGGUGGGUGCCUGGCAACGACCACAUCGCCGACGACCUGACCAAACUGAUGGACAAUGGUAGGCUGAUGGUGUCGAUCUCGGACAACACCUGGUCCCUGAGAGACACCGCUGAAGCGAAAGCGCUUCGGGAAGACGCGGCCGCGAGAAAGCGCCGUUACCGGCAGAGGAUCGCGCAAGGGCGCAAGGCCGCGGAGCAUUUGCGCCAAAGGGCGUAA
Molecule: messenger RNA, 3090 nt
Organism: Durusdinium trenchii
Lineage: Eukaryota; Dinophyceae; Suessiales; Symbiodiniaceae
Source: the annotation of a GenBank genome assembly